GGUGAACAAUUUGUGCAGCGGGCCUCGACAUCGUGGCACGAUCCAGGCCUGACCUGCCCACAGCCACGCCAGCUCGUCGUCUCGGCACAUUACGACUUGCUUGCAGCAGAUUGCCCUCGGCCCAAAUCGCCAUGGAACCAUCAAUACGCCUGGCGACGUCCAGUGUCUGCCGCAGCUGUUUACGAUCGGCCCGCCGCACCACUGCCCCGACUCACGUCGCCCGCAACUUCUCCGGUCUUGCCUACAGCCGGCGGCGCUCAACGAACCUCACAGCCCAAUCGUCGCCGAUCUCUCCUCUUCGUAAAUCCUUCUCGCUUUUUGGCAGCGCCCAGCCAAAGUCCGCCGACGAUGGUCAUUCUGUGACAACAAAUGCCCCAGCCGAUGGCGAGAAGCAGAAGCUCGUGCUUCAUCCCGACGACCUCUUCCACUCGUACACAAACUCGCCAAUUCCCGAUAUGCGGCGGCGUGCUGCGUUUAUACGGCAGCAUGCAUCCUGCCCUCAUCCAGACCACCGCAUUGCUCACGCUCCUAGCGAUGGCAAGGCCCCUCCCGUCGAAAGCAACGGCACUCAACCGCCAGCCCAUGUCGACUUUGAGUGUCCCGAUUGUGGCAUCCCGGUUUACUGUAGUGAGCAGCACUGGGCAGAGGACUAUGAGCGCCAUCUCGAAAUAUGCGAUACACUCAAGCAGAUCAACGAGGACGACCAUGAUCUCCGUUCCGGUCGCUUCUUCCCAGAGUUUGAGUACGCGGGUCCUCAGAUGGACGAGGCGCCAGUCAACCUGCUGAACUGGGACACACUUCUAUACACACGUCAGUUUGAGGCUAUCAACGACGACCGAAGCAUGCGCCAGGCGACGCGGCUUCUUACUUAUCCUGUCACGAUUGGCAGCAUUCUGCACGAGCUUAGCCCCUAUGGUGUUCGCAAGGGCGACAGACUCACUCCUGAAGGCCUCAAGAGCAUGAGUGCCCUACGCUAUACACUGCACCCUCCAAAGACCGGAGGUGGCGCUGGAAUCAAGGGUCUGCGGCCAGAGGCACCGCCUGUGCGCAUCUUCAUCCUGGGAGCCCGAGCUGAAUCCUCGCUUCCUCGCAAUGUCUGGGUGCAGCUCUCCCAUCUGUUUCCCCGUGGCAAAUUCCAUCUCAUCUUCAUCGGACCUGAAAGUAUGAGCAAUCGCGACGAUGAAUUCCCAUUACCACCACGCACACCGACCAAUCCUUUUGGCGCCAUUGUGGAGGAUCGUGUCUGGCCGACUAUGAAAAUCAGCACGAUUGUUGACUACUACCACACCCUUCACAAGACUGGCCAUUUCGCGCCAUACGAUCCGUACUUUGAUUGCUUCGUCAUGUUUCACCCCGGCAUGGGCCACCCGGCGAGCUCACACGAGUGGGCUGAGACUGUGCCGUUGCUUCUUGAGACCAAGGCACCCAUCAUCGUGACCGGAUACACUCAAUAUGACAUGGAGCGAGAUAUUGAAUGGGUGAACAAGACUUGUCGUGGAGAAUUCGACAUGCUCCUUGAGCCGGGCGAGAACAAGUUCCGCAGUCUGCGAUGGGAUCUUAACGACCUCGAUCCGCAGGAUAUCUCGUGUGGAAACUGGGGAGUCUGGGCCUUCCGAGGCAAGAGAUACGAGACUAUGCGGAAGGAUGCCGAAGAGGAGACGACAAGAUCAACAUAGUGACGCUGCCUUGGCCGAGAAGAGGUCUUCCAACUGUAGCAUUACUUGUAACAUUGGCUUAGCCGCCUAUAUCCAUCAGAGUAUAUGUAUAGUACUUUGUGUACAUUACGAUAGAGCCACACAUAUUCUGCCGACCCAGUCGCACAGAGGGGAAGUGAUGUCUAAUUCCGAGAUCAGUCACAUCGGAAGGAACUUUCAGCUCUGAGAUCACCAUUGUUGCGUUGCUUCUGUAAGCAGUAGAGGAGAGUCGUGGUGUGCUUGAUAUUAAGCAGGAUCCGCGAGCAAGCGAUGCGGUCACCGAGGCAAUAAAGAUUCCACAAGAGCAGUCUCUUCGUGAAUCACUUGUACAAAAAUGAAGCUGUAAAGCGCGGCAGUAUCUGAGCUAUGUCCUGGUCGCU
This is a messenger RNA of Microdochium trichocladiopsis, 2074 nucleotides long. RefSeq names its product zinc-finger of mitochondrial splicing suppressor 51-domain-containing protein. The transcript has 2 exons. Gene Ontology annotation, cellular component: extrinsic component of mitochondrial inner membrane. Gene Ontology annotation, biological process: mitochondrial respiratory chain complex IV assembly. The record is from RefSeq and is a predicted model, not a curated record. The coding region runs from base 132 to 1676 and encodes 514 amino acids. Lineage: Eukaryota; Fungi; Ascomycota; Sordariomycetes; Xylariales; Microdochiaceae.